UCUCUCCAGUCAGUGAUCCAUCACACGUGUCAGCUCUGACAGUGAUGUCACUCUGACUGAUAUCGACAUUGAAAGUGUACUGGGUCUGAGUACCAGGUGUGGUGAUGACUGAACUACCAUCCAUGACCAUACAGUCUCCAGAUGACUGGCAAUCAGAGGUGGGUGGAGUCAGGGUCAACACAUACUGAGACGCAGUUCCACCACA
Geodia barretti is the source of this 205-nucleotide messenger RNA. NCBI's taxonomy places the organism in Eukaryota, Metazoa, Porifera, Demospongiae, Tetractinellida, Geodiidae. The record is from the annotation of a GenBank genome assembly.